This is a messenger RNA of Serendipita indica DSM 11827, 282 nucleotides long. NCBI's taxonomy places the organism in Eukaryota, Fungi, Basidiomycota, Agaricomycetes, Sebacinales, Serendipitaceae. The record is from the annotation of a GenBank genome assembly.
AUGUUUGUUGUCUACUGUGGCGAUACAGUCGAUAAUGCUCGAGAAACGACGACGGAUGUUUUCGAAGCAAUCCACAGAGUCACUGUCAUAAGUACCUCGAGAGCCGUCGAGAGGCUGCCGACGAGGAUAAACAAGAAGCCGAUGAAUGUUGUGUUAAUGAUCGGUAACACUGGAGAUCCCAUUACGCCGUUCCAGAGCACAGGUCGACUUGCAUCGGCGAUUGCUGCAGUUCAAUGCACCUGGACAUGGAGCCGAUACACCGAGCUCCGCAUGUGUGACUGA